CACCAUGGGGGUAACAUGGUGCCACUCCACUUGUUUGUUGCAGGCUCCAGCCGUGCGGCUGCAGGGACGCUAACCGGGCUGCUCGGGUCACCCGCGGCCUGGGAGCAGCAGCGAGCAGCAGAAGAGCCCCUGGAGCACGACCCACCCACGGCCACCGUGUAUGAGGCUGGGACGCAGUACGCAGGACCUGCGUCCGCAGAGCCACCCCUUCCGAUGUCCCGGCAUGAGACUUCUCCGACAACGGUGCAACCCGCCAGCAACCACCGCCCCAACGCCUGCUGCUUCUGCUGGUGCUGCUGCUGCAGUUGCUCAUGGAACGAGGACCGGGAGCGAGCGUGGAGGGCGUCCCGGGAGACCAAACUGGAGACCAUCCCAAACUGUGAAGCGUGCUCCAAACCCACCACGGAGGAGGUGCGGGGCUGGGCACAGUCCUUUGACAAGCUGAUGAAGAGCCCAGCUGGUCGCAACGUCUUCCGGGAGUUCUUGAGGACUGAGUACAGUGAGGAGAACAUGCUCUUCUGGCUGGCGUGCGAGGAGCUCAAAACGGAGUGCAACAAACACACCAUCGAUGAGAAGGCCAGGACCAUCUAUGAGGACUACAUCUCCAUCCUCUCGCCCAAGGAGGUGAGCCUGGACUCGCGGGUGCGGGAGGUGAUCAACAGGAAGAUGCAGGAGCCGUCCUCGCACACGUUCGACGACGCUCAGCUCCAGAUCUACACGCUGAUGCACAGAGACUCCUACCCUCGCUUCCUGAACUCUGCUAUAUACAAAUCGCUGCUCCAGAACGUCUCCCGUUCCUCCUCGGAGUCCUAAAGGCCGUGGGGGCAGCGGCGGGGACGCGGCACC
Centrocercus urophasianus (Greater sage-grouse) is the source of this 846-nucleotide messenger RNA. It is a transcript of the gene RGS19, whose product is annotated as regulator of G protein signaling 19. The transcript has 5 exons. The coding region runs from base 16 to 813 and encodes 265 amino acids. The record is from RefSeq and is a predicted model, not a curated record. NCBI's taxonomy places the organism in Eukaryota, Metazoa, Chordata, Aves, Galliformes, Phasianidae.